AGAUUGGAGAAACCCUGCGAGAGUAAGCCCAUGACUCUAACCAAGUAUAUCCCCAAAUUUCAAUUCUCUCAACCCCAUUCCACCCCCCUUCACACGCCUCAACCACAAUCAUGCUGGACACACAUCCAACUCCAUCACUGGUAGCCCUAGCCCUAGUCCUUGGACUCCUCCUCAUACUUCCCUUCCUCCUCAUCCCGCAAUUGAAGGGAUGGACCAAGCAGUCUUCACUGCUACCACGCCUCAACCAACUCUGGCGCUGGCGCCGCCAAUCCAGUGAGAUCGUCUCGCUGCGCAUGUACCCCAUUAAAUCUUGCCGUGGCUUCGAGGUCCAAUCAGCCAUCUUAAAAGAACACGGUCUCGAUCUCGAUCGGCGCUGGAUGCUCGUCGAUGCGUCGACACACGAGUUUCUGACGAUCCGUCAGAUUCCAGAUAUGACGCGCAUUGGCACGGGCUUAAGUGCCGAUGGAAGUGAAUUGAUAGUCACCAUCCCGUCCAAGAGUACUACCACCGACAGGCCUGCCAUGCACACCGUGCGUAUCCCUUCCCAUCCAUCCCCCGAAUGGCUGGAAGCCAAUACUGUCGUGGCACCGGUCAAAAUCUGGGAUAACAACACGGACGGAUACAUCUACGGCGAUGCUGUCAAUGCCCCGUUCUCCGAGUUUAUGGGCCGCCCCGUUGCACUGGUAUACAAGGGUCCGACACAGCGCGUGCUAAAAGGCAAUGGCGCCCCCGAAUUGCUUGGUCGCGUCCAGACUACCGGUUUCCCGGACGUAUUCCCCAUUUUGAUUGCCUCGGAAGCAUCACUGGCUGAAUUGAAUACUCGGCUUCGUCGCGUGGACGUUGAUCCAAUUGCUGUCGAGCGUUUCAGACCGAAUAUCAUCGUACGUGGUGAGAAGCCCUGGGUCGAGGAUUCGUGGAAGACUGUGCGCAUUUGCAGUUCGACUAGUAAGAGUGCCUCGGAUGAUGGGAUCUCCCAACAACAAGUCGAUCAUGUACCGAUUGACCUGGAUAUCGUUGCUCGCUGUGCGCGCUGUCAGGUACCGAAUGUUAACCCGGAUACUGCUGUGAAACAUAAGAAACAGCCUUGGGAUAUGCUGGUUUCGUAUCGUCGCGUUGAUGAGGGUAUCAAGUAUAAGCCUUGCUUUGGGAUGUUGGCGGCGCCGAGAAGUGAAGGGACUGUGGAGGUGGGGAUGAAGUUGGAGGUGCUGGAGGAGACGAAUCAACAUCGGUAUAUUACUGGAUUUUGAGUUUUUGGUGGAUCUGAAGAAAAUGUGGGAUGUGCACCACUAUCGUGACAGUCACUAUUUGAUUCGAUCUAGAUUAAGAAGAAUCAUUUCCGUCCAAGUGAAAACGGAGGUCAUCUUUUCGAACGACUGAGGGCCUAGCACAGCAGCGAUGUCCAUCACUUUCCCAAGCAUACAAUAGACAGAACGAAUCUCCAAAGAAGUCACUCACAAGAAUGUGAGACAUUGUUUACAUAUUUCCUCCCAUCUCGUCAAUCAAAGCAAGAUAACAUUCUCCAAGAUCCCUGUUUCGGUCUCAGAGCGGAAGGUACGAUGUCACCAGUAGGAAAUUAAGAUUGAUCGAUCCCUGACCCAGCUCUUCCAACCUAAGCAUCACAUAUAAUAAUAUCAUACUAUCAUCAAGGCCUAUAAAUAACACGGACAUCAAGAUCGCCUGCGCUGAUCUUGUCUUCGGUGGGAUGUCCUUGCCCGGCGAAACGCAGUUGAAGAAGCUCG
Messenger RNA from Penicillium brasilianum, 1739 nucleotides. NCBI's taxonomy places the organism in Eukaryota, Fungi, Ascomycota, Eurotiomycetes, Eurotiales, Aspergillaceae. The record is from the annotation of a GenBank genome assembly.